Molecule: messenger RNA, 873 nt
Organism: Desarmillaria tabescens
Lineage: Eukaryota; Fungi; Basidiomycota; Agaricomycetes; Agaricales; Physalacriaceae
Exons: 3
Coding region: 288-836 (182 amino acids)
Source: RefSeq, a predicted model, not a curated record
GUCGUCCACAUUGCGAAAGGACAAUUUAUGCAAUGUGUAUAAUACUAUCAAACGCUUCAUCCCACGUGGACCUUCUCAGUUUUUCUAUCCACCAAAUGAACUUUCUUUGCCGGGUAGUGUAUUGACCUCACACGGGGGGGCUUUGGUGGGUAGAGUCCAGACUAGAUUGGAUGAAUGGAACAUGCACUGGGAAACAACAGUCAACAGUCACACUAUACUAUUGUCGCCCUCGACAAACAAUGGUUCAAUAACGGUCCCUUUACCGCACGCUGGGACCCUUUCCUAUUAUGCUGAUAUCAGUUCGCGUUCACUGCGGCGGGAUUUUGAAUUCGUGGAUUGCGCAGGCUUCCCAACUACAAACUUGUAUCCGCUCCAGAGGUCAUGUUGACGAUGACGAGCCAUUUCUAAUAGAUAUGAGCUUUGAUCUUCACGUCGACCCGGACAAGAGGUACGACCCCUUUCGUCUCUGCAAUACAUUCAUGGCCGAAGACCAUCAUAUGCUCUCGUUAUCAAUAAGCGCUCCCUCCGUUGAUUAUCAGACCAACAAGGUGUCCUGGCCUGUCCUUACAUGGUUCUAUGACGCGGACUCAGAGAUGUCCUCGGUUGAAGUAGAAGAAGUUUUCGGCGUGAAGCUUCUAAAACGGGGGGACUCGUGGGCGCGGCCUGUGUCCAAAACGGUGCUUACAACCAUACCCGAGUUGAACGCCGACUAUGGAUUCGACCCAGCCCGUGGGGGCGCGGACGUCUGCGAGUAUUUUGGGUGGCCGCUCAUGGAGAUCCUCGACGAUUCCACAGGAGGUAGGAAGAUCUGGGUUCGUUGUGUGUAUGGCCUCUGAUAGAAUGUAAUAGAUUGGAUGCCUUUACAUGGUACCG